Molecule: messenger RNA, 1011 nt
Organism: Notothenia coriiceps (black rockcod)
Lineage: Eukaryota; Metazoa; Chordata; Actinopteri; Perciformes; Nototheniidae
Gene: slc71a1-2
Product: major facilitator superfamily domain containing 14A2
Exons: 7
Biological process (GO): transmembrane transport
Cellular component (GO): membrane
Molecular function (GO): transmembrane transporter activity
Source: RefSeq, a predicted model, not a curated record
GUGAGGUGGAGGAAUCAUCAGUUAGCUCACUGCUAGCUGUCUCCUGGAGCCAACCGCCGAUGUGUUAUGAGCUUUGUAGCCGAAAUCAGUAUAUUAUUUUAGUUUCGAUAGUUGCAACGAUGACACUCUGACACCAAGAAUGGACAUAAGUUAACAAUGACGGGGGAGAAAAAGAAGAAAAAGCGGGUGAACCGCAGCAUUCUUCUUGCAAAGAAAAUUAUAAUAAAAGAUGGAGGAAGUCCUCAGGGAAUCGGUGAGCCGAGUGUUUACCAUGCUGUGGUGGUCAUCUUCCUGGAGUUUUUUGCAUGGGGUCUUCUUACCACCCCAAUGCUCACGGUAUUACACCAGACAUUCCCACAACACACAUUCCUGAUGAAUGGGCUCAUCCAUGGUGUCAAGGGUCUAUUAUCAUUUCUGAGUGCGCCACUGAUCGGAGCGCUUUCAGACGUAUGGGGACGCAAAUCCUUCUUGCUGCUAACGGUGUUCUUCACGUGUGCACCCAUUCCACUGAUGAAGAUCAGCCCAUGGUGGUACUUUGCAGUCAUCUCCAUGUCCGGAGUGUUCGCAGUCACCUUCUCUGUGAUCUUUGCCUACGUGGCCGAUAUCACGCAGGAGCAUGAGAGGAGCACAGCAUACGGUUUGGUAAGGAGAACAAAAUAGGCCUCCCUGGUCACCAGCCCGGCCAUCGGAGCCUACCUGUCCGUUAAAUACGGCGACACCUUGGUGGUGAUCCUGGCCACGGCCGUCGCUCUGCUCGAUAUCUGCUUCAUCCUGGUGGCCGUGCCGGAGUCUCUGCCGGAGAAGAUGAGGCCAGCAUCGUGGGGGGCGCCCAUCUCCUGGGAGCAGGCAGACCCCUUCGCUUCUCUGCGUAAGGUGGGCCAGGACCCCACAGUGCUCCUCAUCUGUAUCACAGUGUUUCUCUCCUACCUCCCUGAGGCCGGCCAGUACUCCAGCUUCUUCCUCUAUCUCAGACAGGUAACACACUGCUCUCCCUGCUUACCUUUUUUGUAG